UAUAAAUAGCCAAAACGCACACACUGAGUUCCUCACUCUCUCUCUCUCUCUGAGGCUCACAGCUCUCCAGCUUCUGCAAUCUCUCUCGUACCGGCGUUGAAAUCUAGAUUAGUGAUAUCUACGUGGCUGUGCAAAUGGCAGAACCAUCAAAAGGGAAAUCAUCCUCUGCUGAUCAAAAGAAAAAAAGCUCAUUUCUAGAUGAGGAAAUUGGUGACGAUUUCCUCAGCUCCUGGAAAUCAAUGUCAGUAAUGAAAGAUGAUGGGAUGGAUUUCAGCUUUGAUACAGGGGCCAAAAGCAAGAAAAAAGUGUUUGACUUUGAUAAGCUGGAUAUGGAUUUCAAUCUCGACGGUGACUUCAACAAGAUAUCAUCUUUCAAAAUGGACAUGUCUGAUUUCGACUUCUCAAGCCCGCCCAAAAAAGAUGCGAAAACCAAGGAAGUUGACAUGUCAGACCUUGAUUUAUCAAGCCCUCCCAAAAAAGCUGCAAAAACCAAGGAAAGAUCUGAAGAAGAACCUUCCACAGGAAGCCGUCAAGGGAAACAAGACCAUUUUAAAUUCUCUUUUGAUUUCAAUGAGUUAGAUAGUUUUGAUCUCGAUUCAACUUUGUCGAGAAGAGAAAAGAGUUCUAAGAACCAAGAUAGCAGCAAAGAGGUUGUCUCUGAUGGAGCUGGGUGCGAAGGCUCUAAAGUCGAUCUAGCAGAAGGGAUUAGUAAACUUGAUGGUGUAUCUGAGACAGUAGCCACAUCAAAGAUUGAUACUGUGUUAGUUGAUCCAGGGAAUACUAAUUCUAUGAAUGACUGUGCAUCAGAGUCUGAGACCUCUGGAAAUUUUGAAUUGCCACCUGGUCCAAGAUGUCAAGAACAAAUAAUGUCUGAAAGCAUAGAAGAGUCAAAUCAACAAAGUGACGUACCUGAAGAGGCAAUGUCCAUAGAAUCAUAUGCUGAACAGACAACACAUGAUCUGCCUGCUGAACUUGUAGUUGAUUCAGAUGGGGAUGCUGGUGUAGACGGAAAGAAUGACAAAAUGCUGAUAGGAGAUGGUCCUAAUCAUGAAGACUCACCUUUAAAAAAUUCAUCUCCAUUAGAUAUUGGUAGUUUGGGGAGUGGUGAUAGAAGUAUGUCAGGCAGUGAUACUUUGACAGAAAAUGAUGAACCAGCUAAAGGUAAUUUAGAUAAUGGAGAGGCUUUGGCUACAUUGGUCUCGAGGAAGACAUCACAUGACAUCAAAAGUAUCAAGGGAACUCAAAACUCAACUUUAAAGCUUCCUUUGUCCACACAGGCCAGUGAAUCCACAGUUGGUAAAGUUACGCCUAGAAAGGAAAGCGGAGCUGCAGAACUCUGCUCAAAGAUUUCUAAGAGAUUGGAUGACACUGGACCUCGGUUGUAUCAGCCACCAUUAAUAGGAGCUAAAUCUCUCUUGUCUGGAAACAACAAAAUUGGUUCCAUGUAUCUAAACCCUGUAAUUGAGAAAGGGGUGAGUGUUAAUACUAGUGAUGCACAACAUGGAAGCAAAUUGCUCACUACACCGGUGUUAUUUGAUAAAGAAACAAAAGUCAGACCUGUAAUAGCUGGAAGGGAGGACUCUGAUUCUGAAGGUGUACCAAACGGGACCAAAUUAGUUGGAUCUCCACAGCUGUGUGACAAAGAAGUAACAGAAAGGGAGCCUGUAGUAGGAAGUGAGCAGAGAAAAAAUCUUAAAGAUCUCAGGGUUCAAGUGAGUCCUUCCAGCUCAACUGAGAAGACAAGCAAACCCAGUAGUCAGAGUGUAAAACCUAAUAUCAUGCUCCCAAGUGUGCAACCACUAAGGAACUCAAAGAUCAUUACUUCUGAAGGGAAUAAACGUUGUCCUGACAAACCUGCGCAGAAGAAAACCAACAUGUCAAGCUGGAUAUUUUCCAAGAAUAUUGGUGGCAAUAAACUUUCUUUGAAUGCUGCACCUCAAAAAGAAGUUAAAUCCCAGGGGAGUUCAGAGAAAAAUAAGGAGCUGCAAGGCAAUGUGGAAACGGAAACUAGGAAGAUUGUUGAUGGCAGUGAGAAAAUGCCACAAAACCUUCCCCUGAAGCGAAAAACUUUUGAGGGAUUAAAUCCAGGUUUAGCAUCCUUGAAGCCUCUAAAACGCCUCUCUCUGUCACCAAGAGAAACCAGAAAUUUCACAGAACCUUCAAAAGGAACUGUUGAACAGGUUUGCACUCAUGAAAACCAUUUGGAGAUCAAGACUAAGAGCCCAAGCUCUAGACUUGGUAGUCCUUGCAUGGUGAAUCUGAUGGAACUUGAACUUCCUUCAAUGGAAACUGAUGAGAAUGUUGAAAAGGCUGAAGCAUAUACCAAGGAGCUUGAAGAUAUAUGCAAUAUGCUGAAAAAGAAACACGAGGAAGCCAAAGAAAUACUUGUAAGAGCUGUUGUGAACAACAAUAAUCUACUGAUGCUUAACCAUCCCAUCUAUGAAGCCAAGAUUCAUAAAGUUAAGAAAUUUGCUGCGGAACUGGCAUCCAAGGAGCUUCAAGCAUGUUGAAGAGGACCACCAGUGGGGUCACAUAAAGGGACAUGUUAUACCAUGUUUCCUGCUUUGGUUGAGACGAAGCUGUUCUUCCGAACAAUCCAGCCAACAUGGGCAAAAACUAAAAUGGGAUGCUUCAGAGGGAUUAGUUUGCGAAUUCGUUCUCACAAUUUCUUCUCUUAAAUUGAACAGUUAGAAUCUGUACAAUAUCAUACCGGCUGAAAAUGUGGCCGUGGUUAGUAGCAUCCUUUGUAUUCCAGACUUUCUAGUUGUGCUUUCUGUUUGUUUUCCCUUGCUCAUUAGAUUUACUCUGUUGUUACUAGAUAGGGCACAAUCAAGUUUCACUAGAUUCUGUUAAAUCACUCCUGAAAUCAGGGUAGGUACUCUUUAAGACUACAAAUAUAUAUAUAAAUACCACUUUCUCUUG
Rosa rugosa (rugosa rose) is the source of this 2922-nucleotide messenger RNA. RefSeq lists its product as uncharacterized. The transcript is spliced from 16 exons. NCBI's taxonomy places the organism in Eukaryota, Viridiplantae, Streptophyta, Magnoliopsida, Rosales, Rosaceae. The record is from RefSeq and is a predicted model, not a curated record. Bases 135 to 2510 code for a protein of 791 amino acids.